GUGAAAUACACUUUCGAAGGCCCAGACAUGGUAGAGAGAUCCCACAGCACGGUGAUCAGUGCAAUGACUAUUGCGGCUGCAAGGGGACGUCCUGUUGACGGCAUAAAGGGACCAUCAGCCUGUGCUAAGCUGCGCUCACUGGACUUGGUGUGGGGUUUCCCCCCAGAUUAUUUGCAUUGUGUUCUGGAAGGCGUAGUUUCACAACUGAUGGAUCUUUGGUUGUGUUCAACUGGACAGCGGUGGUAUAUUGGAAACAGGCUCAAAGAGCUCGAUGAGCAAAUCGUAAAGAUUCGCCCUUCAAUCUCUUUCACAAGGCUUCCCAGACCACUUUCAGAACGAUCAUUUUGGAAAGCCACUGAAUGGAAAUACUGGCUUCUGUAUUAUGGAGUGCCGACCCUCCAAAAUCUUCUUCCGCAAAGAUACCUAACACAUUUUUCUCUUCUUUCUCAAAGUGUGUUUAUGCUGUUGAAGACGACUAUUCAAGAGUGCGAGAUUAUCCUCGCUGAAAGAUUACUCAAGCAGUUUGUAGAAGAAGUUGCUACACUGUAUGGUGAAAAUCACCUAACAUUUAACAUUCACCAGCUUGUUCACCUCGCUAAAUCAGUGCGAAUGACCGGACCGUUGUGGGUCACUUCUACAUUUCCUUUCGAAGGGGGCAAUGGUGAAAUUUUAAAGCUUGUUUCUGCAGCCAAAGGUGUGCCUCAGCAAAUAGCCGAACGCUACAUCAUGCGAGAGGUACUAAAGUCACUAACACGGAUAGUGAAACUUCCACCUUUCUUGAAACGCCAGCAAGAAUUAAUUUUGGGUAAACGAGGAGAGCAGCACCAAUCGCGUGUGUUGGGUGCACCUUUGCCACGCCCUGUGCUCGAAAACUGCAUAAAGGUGCUAAUAGAAGACACAGUAGGUCAUGUAGCAUUAGUUAGUGAGUACCUGAGGGCCCGGCUUAAUGGAAUCAUUGUGCACAGUGCCCAGUACCGAAGGCCAGACAAGACUUGCUCUGAGUACCUUGAAGCCAGUGACGGCAAGCUUUGUAGAGUACUCAGAGUGUUUGCAGUGGAGGCUAGUGUCCUGUUGCUGUGCCAGGAAUUCAUUUGUGGAGAGAGUUUAAUGCCUUUUUUGUGUGAAAUUGAGCAUCCCCCUACCAAUGUUGGUCUGUGCUUGCUUCGUGUAGAAGACAUUGCUUCACCGUGUGUGUUGGUGGAGCGAACCAAUAGGUUUUUUCUUGCAAAAAUUCCAAAUCUUUAUGAAAAAGAUUAA
Ixodes scapularis (black-legged tick) is the source of this 1257-nucleotide messenger RNA. RefSeq lists its product as uncharacterized. The transcript has a single exon. The record is from RefSeq and is a predicted model, not a curated record. NCBI's taxonomy places the organism in Eukaryota, Metazoa, Arthropoda, Arachnida, Ixodida, Ixodidae. Bases 28 to 1257 code for a protein of 409 amino acids.